AUCGACAAUCGGAAGUUCUUACCAUAUCUCAUAAUAUAGGUUUCAAGAAGUCACAUACGCAUGACAUAAGAUUACUUUCGCAGAUUACCUACCUAGGUAGGUAUAGUAGGUUCAUAUAUCCAUUAGCAUGUCCUUCAUCUUGUAGACGCUGAUAUAAACAUACUACAUGCCACGUUACAACAUUUAUCUAAGGCAAAGAUUACACACGGAAGCUGAAGGUUAUCAUAGAUAGUUGUAUUAUACAACCAUUAAGCUGUACAAUCCAUCCGACGCGCACAAGCUCAAGUCAUACUUAGCGAUCCGCAGAAACGGCACAACAUGAAGGGACCAAGAAUUGCCACCCAGGAGAAGUGCUACUGUGCCAUUUGUGGCGGUCCAUUCAAACCCCCUCAUUUUAUGAAUAAGAAAUCCAAAACACCUUUUGGCUAUAAUCCGGAAACAGUUAGCAAAAAGAAAGCUUCCUGGAUCACGAAAGUCCGUGUUAUAUUAGAACAGAUUCCCGGUGAUAGACGGGGAUAUAUAUCUGGGGUGGGAAAAUUGAAGGAUGGCUAUAUUGAGCUCGAUCCCGAAGACGAUGACAACCGUCUCAUACCCAGUUCGAUCAAUUACGUUUGCUAUAAAACGGGUUUUACGGCGAAACCAUUAGGUGCCAUCCCCUUCCAUUGGCCAUGCUAUGAAAUAUUGGCCCGCGCCCUAUAUCCCAACGCGGACGACCCAAUUCAUCAUGUGGACCUAGAUCGGCUUUUCCUUACAAUGUUUAUGCUCACAGGGGAUGGGUUUUCGCUAGACCUCGAGUCUGGUGCUGAGGAACGACAAAAAGAAUAUUAGGAAUGCUGCACAGGCGAAGAGUAUUUCAUUGCAAACCCAGCUCCUUCGGCCGAAUUGACAUUUCGUGUCGGAAAGAUGAUGGCAGGCGUACGAUUCCCUAAGUCACUUCCAGAUUUUGAUCUUGGAAGUCGAGUAAUAAAUGAUCCGUUCAAAAAACUACCAUCCGAUAUCAUCUACUUGAUCUGUCAGCAGCUCCCCGCCACAGAUAUUCCUUUAUUUGCCAAGGCGUCUUAGUGGGUUAAUGCUGUCCUUCGCAGAGGUAACUUCUGGAGGUAUUUUAUCAAAUACGGCAUGCCUUGGUUCAUCGAAAUAGAGGAACUUAUUAAACUAGGCACCUUGCGUCGUCAGGGUUUAUUCAGGGGAAUUUUUUUCUGGGCGUUGGAUGCAGUCCAAUGCUACAGAGGGCUAAAAGGUCCUCUCAUGUACGUUGCGAAUCGGCGGCGAAUGUGGGAAGUCUGCGAGGACAUAGCAUUGACCUACUAUAAUAAUGACGUCUAACACGCUAGAAGAGUAGUAGUCUGAGUGGUCGAAUAAAAAAGAAUAUCAAAUCCAAGCUAAC
Messenger RNA from Daldinia loculata, 1387 nucleotides. RefSeq lists its product as uncharacterized. Bases 319 to 828 code for a protein of 169 amino acids. The transcript is spliced from 3 exons. NCBI's taxonomy places the organism in Eukaryota, Fungi, Ascomycota, Sordariomycetes, Xylariales, Hypoxylaceae. The record is from RefSeq and is a predicted model, not a curated record.